GAAGCUUCUGACUGCAUGACGGCACUUGAAGACUGAUGCCGUGUGCGAUAGUGCGAAUAGGACACACCGCGCAGGUUAGCUCACUCAACAUGAUUGAACAAAAACCGGCAGCUCAGAAUAAGACCAAUCGUUUUUAACCUUGUAUUUUUUAACAGAACGUAUUAUUUGUGUUUGAUCAUUUUCCUGCUAAAUACGACAUCACAGAUACCAUCGCAUCAGACUGCGUCUAUCUGCAUUGACCGCUUUUACUGUAUUGUGAGAUUCAAUCAGGAAUGAGGACGUUGUAACACGUUCUGUAUUUUACGCAAGACUUGACAACGCACCGAAGACUAUGUACUGGAGAGUCGUUGGGGGUGCUAGAAAGCAGCGUUUUAACCCGCAUGACCGGCUAACAGAGAGAGGAAGGUGACUGCAGUUCCGCUACUUUAAGUUGAUCUCAAUAUCAGCCGGUCCCGCGAUCUACCAUUUUGUUAUUCGCACCAUUUAUCUAAACUGUUCCGCCUGAUACCGAGAGGGGAAAAUAAACAGGCAGAGGAUUUAAAUUGAGCUAGUUCUUGACAAUGAACUUUGAGUCUAUAAUAAUUCCACGUAUCAAAACCAUUGCCAAACAUGCGGAAACUACGUAAAUAUUGCGAUCACUGGCGUCGGAAACAACUGAAAAAGAAUCAAAGGGCAACAUUGACAGGUAGUGAACUGUAGGAUUCAUGCGAAACGCUGUGUCCCGAAGCGAUCCAUUAUUCUGACCUGUUACCUCGCAUGCGGAUUUUAAUGUGAUACAGGUGACAAGUUUUUUUUUCUACCGAAAUCGACUGGAGACAUUGAUCACCGAAAAAUACAGGUCAAGGAGAAACCCAAAGAUAAAGCAGAAGCGAAAAGAACAAUUAUACAUUUUUCUGGGCAUUUUAAUAUACGUAUUUUUUUUAAACGUUGAAACCAAAACUAUUGUUUGAGCCCAAGCAGCAGUACAUCACAAGGACUUUUGCUGUCUGUGGAAAGCAGACAUUGUACUACAGUGGGACUUUGGAUUACAACCAGAAAAACCUCUAUGGAAAUCAACCCUUUGGACUUUGAUUAAUUGCAAUGAGUUGUACUUUACUUAAUGGAAUAGCAUUAUUUUAAAGAAUUGCACAACUUUAAUAUGUUCAUUGAUGAAAUUAACUGCUGGUUUAAGAGUGCCUUGGUCUGAUGGAGUCUUUCUAGCUGAAUCACAUUGACUGGGAAUGAAGACAGUGGAACGUACACAAGCUGCAGCAGUAAACAAUAUCCGAUCCGGCCUUUAAGCAGGAUUUCAUUAAGGUAAUUGAACUGUCGCUCCUGAUCCACCAUGUUGCUGAGAUGCAGCCGGCCCUCCCAGCCUUUGCUGAGGCACACCGACGUACCGCAACGUGUGACAGAGAGCUUCAUCCUCUCAGGCUACCGCUUCCCCAACUACAGUCUACGCGAGUGCCUGGCCUCUGCCUUCCGGCCCACCAACGAAACCGGCAACUUCUGGACGCACUUCCUGGCUGUGUUCGUCUUUGCCUUCCACUUCCUCGAGCUGUUUGGCUGGGAGGGCUGGCCAUCUUUCAGCGAUCCAUUUUUCUACCCCUUCUGGAACUACUUCAUCGGUGUGUUCUUGCUGUUGAUGGCUAGCAGCAUGGCUCACCUUCUCAACUCCAUGUCGCUGCUGAUCCGAGAGAUCUGCUUCUUUGUGGACUAUGGCACCAUCAGCGCCUAUACUGUGGGCUCCUCACUAGCUUAUUUCUACUACAUCCAUCCACGGGCUGGGAUCACUGCACUAGGACAUCACAAUGUCACGUGGGAGGUGAAGACAGUCCACGAGGGCCCCCCUCUGCCUCCUCCUUCCUUCUCGUCCUCUCCGUCGGCCCUCCCAGAGUUCCACAUGUUCUUUGAGAGCUUCUAUAUCCCUAGCGCCUGUGUGGUGGCGCUCAUCUGCACCCUGGCCUGCUGCAACACCCGCCAGCGCUGGAGAAGGCACCGCUACAUCAUCCGCACCCUGGUCUUCCUGUUGCCCUUCAUCGUGGCAUCUACACCCGUCUUUUACCGCCUCCUCCGCCCAUCAGUCACCUCAGCCCAGUCCUCAUCUUUCUCCCCUGGAUCUCUUGGUCUUUUCUUCUCCCGGCACUGCUUCUGGCUGCUGGUGUCAGCACUUUUCAACAUCAGCAAGUUCCCCGAGCGGCUGUCCCCAGGGAAGUUUGACAUCUGGGGCCACAGCCACCAGUGGUUCCAUUGCUGCACCUUCCUCUCCAUCCUUGAUGAGUUGCACAUGAUCAAGGCUGAAAUUCGGGCCCUUGCCUUGCAUCCAGCUCUGACCCUACCUGCCUUGGCCCCACCCCCGCUGGCAGGGCCCACCCUCUACUCCACCUAUGGUGUGAUGUUCACCCUGCAGGGCUGCAUUGGUGCCAUUAUCUCCUGGUUUUCCUGGGGGGCCUGCCGAAAUCAGGGCACCAAGGCAGAGCACCUCAAGUCACAGUGAACACCAGCCCUGACCUCCUCUCAUUACUUUUUUCUUUCCAAUUCUCGAUAAGUUUUAUUCCAUUUUACAUGUAUGAGAAAACUAGUUCUUAAUAAGGCCUUUUGUGAUUCAAGAUCAUUGUUGUACACGCAGGCUGUCAACGGCCUUGUUUCUGCCUUUGUGCAAAUAGGAGGUAAAUGCCUUGUCACUUUCAUCAGUCGAGUAGCAAUGAAACUGCACCUCUGGUCUGACGCACAGUUGCUCCCAGGGCAAUACAUUUCUGUAUGUUUUAUGAAAUUCUGAUUGUACAGAUUCAUAGCUUCCAAAUCAGGGUAUGCUUUAUACAAAUGAUAAUAAUUUUUUUUCUUGUUUGAUUGUCAUAAAUAGUCUUUUUUAUGAUCUAAAAUUAACAUGCAAAACAUUUGAUUUCUGAGCACAGGUUCUGAGUAACUGAUAAAUAUAGCAUUUAACGUAAAUAUAAUUGUCACAAGUACUGUAAAAUCAUUAUCUAGUUAUAUAGUACUGUUCUAAGGUAGCUGUCAGCAGUGGCAAACAGCAAGCAUGUGACUUUUUUUCAACAAAUCAUUUUUAAACCAGAUUAGCGCUGAACUAGAUACUGCAGUUGACUGGUCGAAUGCCUUCUAUCUGGAGUGGAGGAGCUUUGCUUAAACAAAUGAUCGACCAUCACAGUGAGAAUACACAAAUUCAGGAGCGAAGGGCACGACCUCCGCAUGCGCCUGGAAACGCACAAAGACUGCCCCCCCCCACCCCCCACAUCAUGGGCAUGCACAUUAAACACAAAGUUCCCCAUCACCUUCUUCACCCCUCAUGAUGAAUCCCCAGAACAAUCUCUGUCAUCAGUCUGACAUACAGGGGCACCCUGCUUGUGUGGUUUGAAAGAUCAUCCCGUGGAGGCUAUGGCUUUGCUGUAGAGUGUGUUUGGCCAGAUGGGAACGUAGGCAGCCACAGCCUCAGCUGCAUGUGCAAAGUGACUCUACCCAAACUCCCUGUUUGCCUCCUUGCCAUCUGCCUGCUGCUUUCUAUAUGCUCCCUUUCUCAGUAAGUUUGCCCCUUCUGUCCAUUGUUCUGCUAGUUUGUCCAUAUGUUCCUCUUCUGAAUAGGUUUGGCCUUUCUGUUAAUUGUUCUGCUAGUUUCUAUGCAUAUCCCCCCUCUAGCUGUGUGCCUCUGCUGUCCAUUGUUAGUUCAGUUUGUCAGCCAUCGAUUCCAUUUUAAAAAUGGAAUAUUUUGCAUCCCUGGGUGACAGUGGCACGGUAUGGUAGUCGCAGUUGAAUUAUUGUUUUUGGUGCGUUUCCUUAGAGUGGAGUUGUCUUUACAAGCAGCUCUAGCUCCAGUCCUCUAGGUUCCCUUGGCGUCUGUCCAUUUUUUCAUGGGUGCCUCUAAGACCAGUGUGAUGAUGAAUGGCCAUUGUGACUUGUUGAAGUCAGUGUCUCCUUUGACAGGGUCCUAUACAGCUACAAGGUGCUUUAAAUGUCUCUGGUUGAUUGAAUGUAGUCAGUGUCGCUUCUCAUCUUAUCCUUCGCCACCUCUUUCUAUGCUCUACCCUGUUCUCCCACUGCAUCUCUCUCUGUCUUACUCUUCCUCACUGCUUUUUUCCUGUGGCCUCAGUCUCGUUUCCUCUUCUCGACGCCUUGAGGGGAGGUAGAGCAGCAGACACAACACAAAUGCUUUUGGCUGCAGGGCAGUUGUGCCUCCAGAUUAGCAGAACCGAGAGCCUGUAAGUACACAGGCCAAUGAACUGCUCAGGAGACCGUUUUGGUGGCAAAUUAGGUAAAGCGAAUGGAUAGAAUUACAGUUAGGGCAGUACGUUUUGUGAAGGUCCAUCCAUCCAUCUUCCAAACACAUCCCUGUGCAUGGUGAAAGGGGGCUGGGAGCCUACAUGAGGCAGCAUUGGGGGCAAGGCUGGGAAACACUCUGACAGGAUUCCAAAGCAUCCAUCAUAUGACAUAUAGACACAGACACACACUGUGGGCAAUUUAGAGAUGCCCAAGAAGCCUAACUGCAUGUUUUCAGACAGCUGGAUGAAACCAGAGAACCCCAAAAAGACCCAAAUGACUCAGGGAGAACAUGCAAAGUCCACACACACAGAGCAGAAGCAGGACUGAAACCAGCGUCUCUGGAGGCAACAGUGCUGUCACCCAUGAUGCCCUUUCCUGCGGCUCCGUUUUACUUAUUUCAGUAAAAUAAAAAAUAUCAAAGCCAUAAUUUGCAUAGAAAGCCAUAUCAGAGUCUAAUUUUUAUUAUUUUUUGUUUUGUUUUGCUGUAGACUUUGAAGUACUCAUCAAGCCAAUCCGCUUGUUAAGUCACGGUGUUUAAAUCACAUGAUGAAACUGUUUGCGGGGCCAACCUGGGUACAGGCUAAUACAGUGUCGUGUGCCUCAGUGUUUUAAUCAAUCUUAAACAAAGCAAAACAAAAAAAGUAAAACUAAAGAAUUGUCCGACUUCCCUUUUCCAUGUAACAAAAAAGAGAAGAGGAAGUGGCUGCAUAAACUAGACAGCCAUUUGUCACAAUUCUUUAAAUGCUAAUAUGUCAUGCAUUUCAUUCUGGGUAUAAUGGUACACAAAAAUCACAGUUCAGUAUAAACCGCAGUUUUGGUUUCACUGUUCUGUGUAAUUUCGGUACAGCAGGAGAUUAUUUGUUAUUAAAACUGCAAAAACAAUUAGGAAGAGUUGUAAACCAGAGGCAGUGCGUCCGUUGACAUGUGUGAAUAACAUGAGCCACUUAUUUGCAUAUUGUAACAUAUAUAAAAUAAAAUCUUCAAUUGAAAAUAUAACAUCAUAAUUUUAUUGAUUAAAUCCUGUGUUCUAUUUUACUCUAUAGUAUAGUAGCCUAAUUUGCCUAAAUGCCACAGGGAGACUAACUCACAGAGGCUGUUUCUGCCUUGCUCCGGUCAUGCAUACAUUUAGAUGAUGUUGUCUUGAAUGAGUUAGCAUGUUGGCUGUGUUUCCAGCUGCAUAUCCGAGUUCAGUAUAACUGAGCUGACGGACAAUCUCGGUCUAAUCACUCUCUCGCUCUCCAGUGCGAGUAUAAUUUAUUGAGAAAUCAAAAUGUUCCCAAGCCGUCGACUACGACUGGCUGUAACCAGGAGUAGCCGUAACAAACUCACAGCAACAAUUAUCAUAAUAUUUUCCAUAUCUACUUCUGAAUUUAGGUUCUACUUUUGUUAAGAAAUGUGUUCAUUUGUUUCAUUGUGCAUAGAAAACUGAAAAUGAUGUACCAAACAUGUACCGAUAAUUCCUUCUCGGAGAACAGCUACACCCAUCACUCAGUUUUUACGUUAUGCUUUGGGUCAGACUUAACAAGCGGAUUGGGAACCACAUGACUGGCAAUCCCUAAGGCCUCCAGGCAAAUUGAUUGUUAACUUGCAAUCAAUGCUUUGAAGAACCAAGAGUGUCACAUGAAAUCUGCUCUUUUUGAGAGUUUUGUUUUUGGUUUCAUAUUGGCGCCUUUUGUCAGGUCAUUUUUUACACAGUGGUGCUCAUUAAGCCUGCUUAUCAAGCUUAUACAGAAUUACCUUCCUUGUCUGUCUGCAAAAUGUUAAAAAAAAAAGUACAUAGGCACCCUUUUUAAGACAAUCCCUAUAUCCAUAGCUUUAGUGUGAAUUAUUGUGACGUUUUAAAGAUGCAGCUUAAUGAACACAACUCUGGUUGGAGUAUUGGAGGCAGUGGUGAUGUUAGUCACUGCAAUGAUACCAACCAGUUAUAUCUUUGUUUUAAAAUGUUAAAUUAGAUUGUUAACAAGAAGUGCUGCUGUUGUAAGUAGUAAUUUCUGGUAUUUAUUUGCACACUGGGGAAAAAGCUUUUGAUGUGAAAUGAGGGAUGGGCUGGGCUAUUCCUCAUUUUAGAAUGGAUGUAGAAAUAAAUAUAUAUGUCAUGCAGUAACCUUGGUGAUUAUGUGUCCAGCCAAUCGGAGAGGCCAAGCAUCCAACCAUGUGUUUGUGUGUCUGGCCAAUUAGAGAGGCCGGGCAAUUUUCCAUGAUAUACUUAUCAUUGCCAGACUUAAGUGUGGCAUAAAUCUGCAACAAUCAAAAUGAAGACUUUAUCAGAUUAAACCCCUUUACUUGCCUUUAUGUUUAUUCAUUUUCCUGUGAGGUAGAAUACCCAUGUGACUAUACAAUCACUGUUUUUUAAUGCGUGGGGUAGGGGGCCGAGUGAAGUUGUAUUCUGUGUCAGACAUGCACUCUGCAGCAGUCUGCACAGGUCACACACCUGUACUGUACAGUGAUGUUUUAUUAGGUUUAUCGCUCCCACUGCAAUGCUUGUAAAGUUGCUGCAAUGUCACAGGCACGAAGGGGAGGACAUUUAAAAACAGGUGAUGAAUGUGAACAUGUCGAAGAGACAACAGCGAACCGUUCUCAGGGGGAAUCAAAUGUAGAUUUUUCUAGGUGUCUUCACUGACUGUGUGUGUGCUAGUGUUAAAUGUCUCUUCUCAAACUUAUGUCAGUUUUCAUAAUGAUGAAAUAUGCACGAUUCUCUGACUUAGGAUUAAUAAAGUUUCUCAUGCCGACAUGAA
Molecule: messenger RNA, 6986 nt
Organism: Paramormyrops kingsleyae
Lineage: Eukaryota; Metazoa; Chordata; Actinopteri; Osteoglossiformes; Mormyridae
Gene: paqr9
Product: progestin and adipoQ receptor family member 9
Cellular component (GO): membrane
Molecular function (GO): signaling receptor activity
Source: RefSeq, a predicted model, not a curated record